Molecule: messenger RNA, 7874 nt
Organism: Dromaius novaehollandiae (emu)
Lineage: Eukaryota; Metazoa; Chordata; Aves; Casuariiformes; Dromaiidae
Product: kinesin-like protein KIF27
Exons: 17
Coding region: 1895-6136 (1413 amino acids)
Biological process (GO): spindle elongation; mitotic spindle organization; microtubule-based movement
Cellular component (GO): microtubule associated complex
Molecular function (GO): microtubule binding; ATP binding; microtubule motor activity
Source: RefSeq, a predicted model, not a curated record
GACAGCGCCGGCUGCGCGCCCCUCCCGCCGCCGGGGACGCUGUGGGCGCGGGGCGGCGCCGCGGCGCCGCCGGACGUUGCCGCAGUUGCCUAGCGAGGAGCCGUAAACAAGGGGAGAGGCCCGAGCCGCCCGCCGCGGCCCCCUGCCCCGCGGCCCGGCGGCCCCGGGAAGCGCUCGGCGGCGUCGCGGAGCCGGGGGGCCGCCCGGAGCGCCGCGGCUGCCUGCGCGGGGGCCGCCCGGGACCGGCGUCUGUCCCCGUCCUCCGCCAGGUUGGUCGGGAGCAAAAGGCGCCUGGGCCUGUCGGAAACGUGCGAGCCCGACCUCGGAGUGCUGCUGUCAGCUCCGAGCCUUGCCGGCGCGUCUGCUGCGCCUUAACAACCGACGGCGGGCGUUAGACGGCACCGAGGCGCUUCUGUAGCGUGCGUCUGCUUCAGAGUCUCCCGUUUUAUGGUGGUGGUUUAUGAAACAGCAAACAGUAUUUCUCUCUCUCUCUUUCUUUCUGUGCGUGACUUGUUUUAAACUGUUUUUGUUUGACGUGUAAUUUUGAAAAGGCAGAAUGUCAGCGUUUGAAAGAAGCACAUGCCUGUGGAUACAAAGGAUGCUACCUGGAUAAGUAAAAACAGAAAACGACCAAGAUGUGUUUUAAAUUUUUAGUAAAUUUAAAUAGUGGUUUCUGAUCACCAUAUCUGUUAUGAUAUGAGGCUUAUUUCAGCCUCACACUUUUGCUUUUCUCUGAUUCUACUCAGUUAAUAGGGUUUUUCUGUUUUCAAUUUCCAGAGUUUCUCAACUCUGAAUGCACAAGUCCUCAAACAACCUAAAUGGAAUAAAAUAAUAUGCAAAAGCUCAUUUCUCUGCAACCACAAAAGAAUGUUUAAAGCCGGCUGUAUCUUUAACAAACCUGAAUUUCAGGUGUUUAGCUGAGGAGUUCUGCCAGUUCCGUAAUACAGCUUUUGUGAAAGCAAUAUGUAGGAGUUUAGCAAGCAGGGAGUUCGGCAAACUUUCCCUUGUGUUGCAAGUAUACUUACGAGUGAAAAGAAAUGAUAUGGUUGAGAUCCAGCAGCACUUGGUACCUGUGAGGGUUUGUGAAUGUUCUUGAAAUCAAGCUUUCUUUAAAGCUGUCUGUUUAUGGUGUUGGUACUGUGUAGUGCCUACAUUGUAAGAACAAUUAUGCAGGGAGUAUUAAAAGGAACUGCAGUUGCUAACAUAUAUAAUUAAUAGAAAUUAUGUACUUAAACAGGCAGAUUAAAAUCAGAAGAAUAUGUGCAAUGAUUAGAUGUAUUUAAAAUCACAUUUGUUCUGUAGGCAACACAACUGCUUGCUUUGUGCUUGUUGAGUUCGAACUGCUUGGCCUUUCUUAAGUAGAAGAGAGUUUUUAAAGUGUGUAUAUGUGUAUGUACAUACAGUUUUGGGAGAAAAAUGUUUUCUUUCAUUGAUUUCUGCUGCCCGUUCAGCAUGAAUGCUACUAUAGGAAAAUAAGUGUAUUCGUUUAGGCAUAUGCUCUAUCAACAAAGUUUGUUAAUAAACUCUUAUGGUGCUGUUGUUUCACAUGACUAUAUUAUGUUCAUAUAGAAGCUGUGGUGACUCUCGGACUUCAGGUGAAGUCUAUCUUAGAAACUAAUGGAGGUAAAAUUAGUUUAUAAAUUCAUAUAACAGUUAUUAAUGUAGCUGAUUUUAUACCACAGUUACUUUUCAGAGUGUAAUUGUGCUCAUGUUUUUUUUUUUUUUUUUUUUUUUUUUAGAAAACUCUUCAACUUUGUAUUUCAGCAGGAAAUUAAUCUUUAACUCAGAAAACUUUUUUUUUUUCCUUAGUUACAGACAAUUGAGAAUGAGGUGAAGACAGGAAUCAUAACAGAUUCCUUAAUGGUUCCCUGAAUACAGAGUGGGGAACACAGAGAUGGAGUCUGGUAUGGAGGAGAUCCCAGUUAAAGUUGCAGUAAGGAUCAGGCCUCUGCUUUCUAAGGAAGUUCUUCAUAAUCAUCAAGUGUGUGUGAGACUAGUCCCAAAUACACAACAGAUUAUCAUCGGAAAAGAUCGUGUCUUCACUUUUGAUUUUGUAUUUGGCAAAAAUUCAACUCAAGAAGAAGUAUAUACAACUUGUAUUAAGCCUCUCGUAGUGUCUUUGACUGAGGGAUAUAAUGCUACAGUAUUUGCCUAUGGACAGACAGGUUCUGGGAAGACUUACACCAUUGGAGGAGGUCACAUUGCAUCAGUUGCAGAGGAUGAAAAAGGCAUAAUCCCACGGGCUAUUCAGGAGUUAUUUCAGCAUAUCUCUGAAAACCAUAACAUUGAUUUCAGUGUGAAAGUGUCAUAUAUAGAGGUUUACAAGGAAGAACUUCGAGAUUUAUUGGAAUUGGAGACUUCUGUGAGAGAUUUACAUAUCCGAGAAGAUGAAAAGGGCAAUACAGUGAUUGUUGGUGCCAAGGAAUACCAAGUUGAAUGUGCAGAUGAAGUGAUUAGCCUGUUGGAAGGUGGCAAUGCAGCUCGUCACACAGGUACGACACAGAUGAAUGAGCACUCCAGUCGAUCUCAUGCCAUUUUUACCAUCAGCAUUUGUCAGAAACAGUCUGCAGAGUCUCAAAAAAAUACUGAUGCUGCACAAGGUUCAUGUUGGAAAUCAGUCCGGAUGAUUGCUUCAAAGUUCCAUUUUGUGGAUUUGGCAGGUUCAGAGAGGGUAACAAAGACUGGAAAUACUGGUGAACGGUUCAAAGAAUCCAUUCAGAUCAACAGUGGUUUGUUAGCCUUGGGAAAUGUCAUCAGUGCACUUGGAGACCCAAAGAGGAAAAGUGUACAUAUUCCAUACAGAGACGCUAAAAUCACUCGUAUUCUGAAAGACUCCCUAGGAGGAAAUGCCAAGACUGUCAUGAUAACAUGUAUAAGUCCAUCCUCAUCAGAUUUUGAUGAAUCUUUGAAUUCUCUCAAAUAUGCCAACAGAGCCAAAAAUAUUAGAAAUAAACCCGUUGUAAACUAUAACCCUGAUCAAGACCGGAUUGAUGAAAUGGAGCUUGAAAUCAGAUUGCUUCGAGAAGCUUUGCAGAAUCAGCAAGUUAGUAAUCAUGCUAAUCAGGGUUCACAAGACUUGAAUCAAGGAAGGACUCGAAUAAGUUCGCUUGAAGAGCGGCUCAGCCAGCUUCAGGUCGAGUGCUUCCGCUAUAGAAAUUGCCUAGAUGAAGUCUUCCCAUUCCUGGUUGAUUUGAAGGAUGGUGUUAGCUUAAAAAGAAGUCAGGAGGACAGGUUGCAGAGCUGGAUCAGCAUGGUACAGGAAGUUAAGAAGGAAGCACUCACCGUGCAGCGGAUUGAUACUGGGCCUGGAAGCAACCAAGAAGAGCCCCAUCACAUCACAAUUCUUCAGCUAAAGAGGGAACUAAAAAAAUGCCAGGCUCUACUUACGGAUGAAGAAGUAUUUAGCCAGAAGGACCAUGAGCUGAAGGUACUGCAGGAUCAAAUAAAGACAUUAAUACAGGAAAAUGAAGAGCAACAGGAAGCUUUAAAGGAAGCUCAAGAAACAAACAGAUCACAGAAUGAGAAAAUGGUGGAACAGCAAAUCCUUAUUGAUCAGCUAAAAGAAAAAUUAGAGAAGUUUACUGUUACGAAAAUUUCAGACUUCCCAAGUGCUUGUGGAGAUGAGCCAGCUGUUGCAGCAUCUGCAAGGAGGCCAUACAGUGUCCCACUCACAAAGAGUCUACUACGGUCCCUUCAGCCACCUUCAGGGAGAGAGACCCGAAAGGUGUAUACCAGUCCCCCUGCCUACUCCCUGGCCCGGGUGAUGGCAGGAUUCCGUGCUCGCAGCCAGACGAUGCUGAGCUACAUAGAAGAUCAGGAUGAAGUACUUCAUUGUCAUCUAUCUGAUCAUAGCGAUGAAGAGGAAGGAAAUACAGAGAGUAAAAAGAAAAGCUCAUUUAAGCGUUCUAUAAACCGCACGUGGACGCGAAAACAGGCUUCUCUCUGCUUUCCCCUUAACCUAAGUGAUAUGAAGUGUCAAGUAGACAAGUCUGGUUUUUACAACAAAUCUGCGCUACCGACUGACACAAUCACAGGUGAAGAGAUGGACAGCCUCCGGAAGAGUCAUGUUUUUAACAUACAGAAAUUAAAGAAUGCAGAAUUGAGACUCACUGAGGCCAAGCAAAAAAUGAGAGAACUUGCACUUAACAUCAAAAUGAAGGAGGAACUUAUUAAGGAAUUAAUAAAAACAGGUAAGGAUGCUCAGUCUGUAAGCAGGCAAUAUUCUUUGAAAAUAACUAAACUGGAGCAAGAAUCUGAGCAGGCCAAAAUGGAACUCGCUGAAACACAAAAGCAGCUUCAGGAGUUGGAGAGUAAGGAGCUGAGAGACAUUGCUGAGAAAGCCAAGUUACAGAAAGAGUUUCGGAAGAAGAUGGAUGCAGCUAAGUUGAAAGUGCAGACCUUACAGAAGAAGAAGCAGGACACUAAGACCCUGGUUUCAUUAUCUAACCAAAGUGAGAGACGAGCAACAGAACUUGAGCAGAAUGUGGCUCAGAUGAAGCAUCAGCAGACUCAGCUACAGAAAAGACUGCGUGAGGAGACUGAGAAAAAGAAACUCCUAGAGGCAGAGAUUCAGCGGGACCAACAACAAAUUAAAGACCUUCAGCUAAAGAUGGAGCAACAGCAGAAGAUUCUUAAACUUAAAGAUGAAGAGAUUGCUGCAUUUAAAAAGAAGAAAAAUAACUCAGCAGGAACUUUACAGAAGCUGCAGAAAUUAGAAGACCAAAAGAAAUGGCUGGAUGAGGAAAUGGAAAGAAUUCUUCAACAGCACCAACAGUUAACAGAACUAGAAGAAGAUUUAAAGAAAAGAGAGGCCAUUGUAACCAAGAAGGAAGCUUUAUUACAAGAGAAAAGCCACCUUGAAAUCAAGAAACUAAGAUCUAGCCAGGCUUUAAACAAAGAUAGUGUGAAAUUAUCUACUCGCUUAAGUAUGCUGGAUCAGGAACUCAGUGAUAAAGGUAUGCAGCUUCAAGACAGCACCACUGAAGACAAGAGAGACAUUUUGGAAAAAAUUCAGGUUCUACAGAAGGAAAGAGAUCAGCUGCUCAGAAGAAGAAACAGUGUGGAUGAGAAACUUAAAGAUGGUAAAGUGUUAUCAGCUGAAGAAGAGCAUGUCCUUUUCCAGCUGGAAGAAGGAAUUGAAGCCUUGGAGGCUGCCAUUGAGUACAAGAAUGAAAGUAUUCAGAGUCGCCAGCACUUGCUUAGGUCCUCUUCUCAGAUUCUCUCACAGAGUGAGGAUAAUAUAAUAGGAAAGCUAGUUUCCCUGUCUGCUGCUGAGCUCAGAGCUAUCCUCUUGAAAUAUUUCAACAAGAUUGUUGGCCUGCGUGAGUCUAAACAUAAAUUACAACUGCAGACUGAAGAACAGGAAAUGAAGGUCAUAGACCAAGAAAACGCAAUACGUGAAUUAGAAUCUGCACUUGAACACAUCAAGCUGCAGUGUGACAGACAGCUGACCCUACAGCACAAAGAACAUGAGCAAAAGCUACAGUUAAUACUGCAUCAUUUCAAAGAACAAGAUGGUGAAGGUAUUGCAGAAACCUUGAAAGGGUAUGAAGUAAAAGUUCAGCAACUGGAAAAAGACUUGUUUUUCUAUAAGAAAACCAGCAGAGAACUGAAGAAAAAAUUGAAGGAGCUCAUUGGAGAUUCAUCCCACCAAUUAUUGGCACCCACUAAAUAUCACGGUAUUGGUAACAAGGCACUCGGUAAAAAUGAAGCAGAAGUUGCUUCCGAAGAAUUCAAGUGGACAUCUAACCCUGAAACCAAUAGUCAACCUGGGAAGAUAAAAGAAACAGACAGAACAAAUGCUUUAAGAGCACGGCUGAAUUCAUGCAAGCUUGGAGAAGACAUUUCAGAAGCUGGAUGUAACAAAAUGUGUUUGUCAAGCAGUAGUGAUGACAAAACAGGAACAGAUGAAGCACAGCCUUCAAAAUCUCAUCCUCAGCUACUUUCUGCCAACCAGAGGAGAGAGACCAUAACACAGUUUCAAGGAGUAACUCCAAUAAAACUGUCUCGCCGAGAACUACGUCAUAUCCCUCCUUCUGAAUUAUCUUUGAGGCGUUCAAGUCUUGGGGUUGGUAUCGGUUUUAUUGCUCCAGACUCCAUUGAAAUGGACAAAAAGUCUAGUGUCGCUAAGAUAUAGUUACUCUUCAUUGCAUUUUUAAUAGCACUUGCUACUUGAACAAUCGUAUGAGAUUUCUUUGUUCAUGCCCCUGUUAACUAGCAAUCAUGGAUGAAUGAGUAAGUGUUCUUUAGUUAUUAUACACACUAUCAAAUUAUUAGGUGUUUGCUGUGCUCACAUGGUUUCUGUGAAUCUGAGAUGCAUUUUAAUUGGCACAGUAUCUACAGGUGUAUCAUAAAAAUGCCUUUUAACCUUAAGGAAAUUAUUUGUAUUGGUUGGGGAGUUUUUUGCAGCAACUUCAAAAAAUGUAUAUAUUUUCCAAAAAUUGCACUGUGUAAUUUAGGUUUUCUGGAAUUAAAUUUUAUUUCACUUUCUUGGGUCAGAAAUUAUAACAAACUAUUUAAUUUAUUUGCAUAUAUAGCUAGAAAAUGUAGUUGCCAGACUGUCACUUAGUAUUAGUAAUGACUGACUUCUGUAUCUUUGCUUUUUGUUUUUUUUAAUAAUAGAUUUUAUGCAAAACAUGACAUGCUUGAAAUCAAAAUUGGUAUCUAAAGCUAAACUUGUUCCUGAAAAGGAGCAUAAAGUACUUACUUUUUUUUAACAGUAUUUAAUUACUCUUAUUUAUGAGUCUUACUGUGUGCGCCAAAAGUCUUAAAAUUAUUUAAUAGUUUUUUUUACAAAAUAAACUUUUCAUGCAAAAUAAGUGUUAUGUCUUAUUUGUGAAAUUAGGACAAUUACUUAUUUCACUUUUUUGUUUGCUGGAGUUUUUCUGAGGGUAGGAAUUGCACUUAGGCAACCCCAAAGCAUAAUGUUUAUUUCUGUACUAAUACAAGAGGAAAAUACAGGACCAAUUCAGCAUCUUUUAGGUGAGCCAAGUGGAGGAAUGUAUUAUUCUUUUCUUUGUACUAAUUAUUCAUGUCCUUUUACUUAAAAUAAAUACAAAUUAUUCUCUUGGGUUGCGUAUCUGUUUCAGAGCAAAUACUACAGGUAUCUCUUGGUUUAUUGUUACAUUGCUGUUGCUAAUCAGUUCAGGACGAAAAGCGAUCUUUUUGUAAGAGGACAGUGAUCGCUGAGAAGGAUAAGCUAAUUAGUAGCUGUACAAACUUGAAGACAGAGUCCAGAAUGUCCAAACUCAUUUGAGUUUAACCCUUCUAUCCAUAAUUGUCUCCUAUGCAAAAAGUUGCCUGAUUUUUUCGGGAGAUAAUUGCCUCAUUUGAAAGUAAGGUUAGUUUUAUUUUAGCGGUGGACUAAGCAGUCAUGUUUGAAAAUAAUGUCUUGGAUUACUAGAUGUACUUAGCAGAGGAAAUUUUCAUAUUGUGAACUAAGACUGCUUUCUGAUAUUAUCUAGGCAAGGCCUUGUGUAUAGAGUGUGUGGCUGUAGAUUUACAAGAACUGCAUUUUUCCAUGCUGCAAGCACAGAACGAAUUUGCGCGUAUCAAGAGAUCUUGUUACAACAUGAUCCAUGGGCCUAUUGUCUUGUGGUACACUUUAAUAUUUUGAGUAGACUGCAAAGUAUUUUAUAAUAGGAUUGUUAAACCACUUUACCUGUCAAACAAUUGUAUCUUUCACAAUUACACUUAAUUAUUCCCUGUUAUUUAGCUGAAGUAUGAGAUAAGGAUUUAGGGUCUUUUUGUUUGAAUAUCUUUUUUUACUGUGAUGUAAGUAACAAGCGUGAAUUCUACUAAAAUUAAGUUUAAUAUUACUGUAUUUAUUAUUCACUUAAUGUUUGUAGUCAGAAAACAAUAAACAAGUAAAUGUA